UAAUGAAAUAUUUAUUUCUAGGAUUGUUCUAAAUGCUGAAAAUGAGCAAAAGUGAGGUCCGGUGGGCUGUUAACAUUGCCAAGUGGAGGCCAUGUGGUGUUGAGUGGUCUAAGGCAUUGAGUGUGAUCCAAGAAAAAGAACGGGAAAGGAUAUGCAGAUUCACCUUUAAGAGGGAUGCCAAAGCCUCCUUGGUUGGCCAGCUAAUGUUACACAAGCUCAUCAGGGAAACACUACAAAUUCCCAAUGAAGAAGUUCAGUUUGAAAGAACAGAGAAAGGGAAACCCUUCCUUCCUAAAUUAGCUCUACCGUAUCAAUUCAACGUCUCACAUCAAGGAGCCUAUACUGUUGUUGCGGCUUCGUCUUCCACUGAGUUGUUGGGGGUAGAUAUCAUGCGUAUCGAUGACGAGAGGUUCGAAGAGGAAACAAAACUCCAGGAUUUCUUUUACACUAUGAGACGCCAGUUCACCUACCGUGAAUGGAAAAAUAUUCGUCAUGGAAACCGGAAGGAACAGCUGAAGAAUUUUUACAGACAUUGGUGUUUGAAAGAAAGCUAUGUGAAAGCUGUCGGGGUUGGCAUAGGGAUGAAUUUGCUAAGUCUCGAUUUCAAUGUUAACGAACCGAUUUCCGGUAUCGUCACGUCGACUUCACUGGGGAUAGACGGUAAACUUGAAGAAUCUUGGAGAUUUGAAGAGCAACUCCUCGAUGAAGAACAUUGCGUGUGUGUUGCUCUUAAAUUAGGCAAGAGUGCCCCUCAGCCUUUCCAACUUAUUCAGUUAAAAGAUUUAUAUCUACCGAAUUGUCGUGAACUGCCAAACCAUGAGAAGGUGGCAACGGAUUUCGAGAUGAAAGAAGAGGAACCUCAGAUCUGGAGAUAAUUGCCUUUUUCGUCUUAAAAGCUUUUCCCUCUUUUUUUUUUUGGUGAUGGGCCUAUUUUAGUAUAGCUGCUUUUUCAUACUAACCCCGAGCAAAAACAAAUUACAAUGGCAAGCAAAGAAAAUGGAUCUAACUUAUCGAGAUCACA
This is a messenger RNA of Daphnia carinata, 1021 nucleotides long. RefSeq names its product L-aminoadipate-semialdehyde dehydrogenase-phosphopantetheinyl transferase-like. The transcript has a single exon. Gene Ontology annotation, cellular component: cytosol. Bases 33 to 875 code for a protein of 280 amino acids. Gene Ontology annotation, molecular function: magnesium ion binding; holo-[acyl-carrier-protein] synthase activity. The record is from RefSeq and is a predicted model, not a curated record. NCBI's taxonomy places the organism in Eukaryota, Metazoa, Arthropoda, Branchiopoda, Diplostraca, Daphniidae.